AUAUAACCUUUAUUACAAGUUGAUAACCUAUGAAUGAUUCUAGAUUAUUUGGUAUAAAAACAGCUCGUCGACGGCAAGAGAAUAUAUUCCGGUUCAGUUUGCGUUCUCGAAAUGCUCAAGCUCGAAGUUAAUUUUGUGAUCGCCGCCUGCCUUCUUUUUGGGAUGGCACGUUCGGAGUCCGUUUGUGUCCUGACAAAUGCCCCACUUCAAUGUGGCUCAUUCUGUCUAGCUGCAUUGCAUCCAUUGUACGAUAAAGUUCAGCAGAUCCAAGCUGAUCUGGCCAAAACGCAUUGUUGUAAUAAUGAUACGAAUAUCUGCGAAGACCUUCGAAAGCAACUCUUGGACUUCAAUCAAGAUUUUCGCCAGCAGUUGAAUGGCAUUUUUGCUACCCUAAGCGAAACCUUAAUGAGAGUUAAAGGUUUGGAGGAAAACCUAGAAUGGAUCAAUCAAAAUAUAGUUCCGCUUGGCUAUCAGCAGAUUGGAUCUAGAUACUUUUAUGUAGAAAAUAUUGAAAGAAAAAAUAGGGCAGAUGCGGAAAGGUUUUGUCGUCAAAAGAGGGGUCACCUGGCUGCCUUUCAAAACUUAGAAGAGUUCAAUGCCGUGAAAGCCUUAAGCAGACGUGAAGCUAAGUACUGGCUGGGACUGACUGAUGAGGAAAACGAGGGCCACUUUGUAAGUGCAACCGGGAAAGUUGGAUCCUAUAUGCAGUGGCAUGGCGGUCAACCUGAUAACUACCAUGGCCUGCAGCAUUGUGUUACCCUGGACAAGGGCCUCAUGGAUGAUUUGGAGUGCUCAUAUCCAACGAAUUUUAUUUGUCAGUUGGGCGAUCAAAUGUAAGAGUAACGAAAGAAAAUCUUUGAAUGGAAAAAUUGAAUUCUUUGUAAAAAAUAUUGCUUAAAAGUUUGACUUUUUUAUGCCCUUUUUUAAAAUUUAGUAAAAGUUAUUUGUUAAUGCUGAAAUUGUAAUAAAACGUAUUUUAUCUUUGGUUUGACUUGCAUAA
Drosophila eugracilis is the source of this 1000-nucleotide messenger RNA. RefSeq names its product mannose-binding protein C. Bases 112 to 837 code for a protein of 241 amino acids. The transcript has a single exon. NCBI's taxonomy places the organism in Eukaryota, Metazoa, Arthropoda, Insecta, Diptera, Drosophilidae. The record is from RefSeq and is a predicted model, not a curated record.